AUGGAUGAAGCCGCCGGGGACUUGAAGCAAGCGCUGCCAAACGUGUGUGACAACGUUCAAAUACAUGUGGAAGUUCAUCAGAAGUCAAGCAGUGUGGCCAAGAAAGAAGAUAUCAGGAUGAGUAUCUUAAAGCUGUUGAACAGACACAACAUCGUGUUUGGUGAUUACAAGUGGACAGAGUUUGAUGAUAGUUUCCUUAACAGCAAUGUCCAGUCUGUGUCAAUUGUGGAUACGGAGCUGAAACUGAAAGACAGACAGCCUAUUGACUUGAGCAAAAGCAGUCUUUCUCUUCAUAUUUUUCAUCUGAAUGAAGAAGGACCAAGCUCUGAAAACCUAGAAGAGAAUGAGGAUAUCAUUGCAGCUAACCACUGGGUGCUACCAGCAGCUGAAUUCCAUGGCCUUUGGGAAAGUCUUAUAUAUGACACUGAAGUAAAAUCACACUUACUUGAUUAUGUGACGACAACGUUACUAUUUUCUGACAAAAAUGUUGACAGCAACCUGAUAUCAUGGAACAGAGUUGUUUUGCUGCAUGGCCCUCCUGGAACUGGGAAAACCUCUCUCUGUAAAGCAUUGGCUCAGAAGCUGACAAUUCGACUGUCGUACAGGUAUAGGUAUGGACAGUUAAUUGAGAUAAACAGCCAUAGCCUUUUCUCGAAAUGGUUUUCUGAGAGUGGCAAGCUUGUAACCAAGAUGUUCCAGAAGAUUCAAGAGUUAAUUGAUGACAAAGAUGCUCUUGUAUUUGUACUGAUUGAUGAGGUGGAAAGCCUCACAGCAGCCCGCAGUGCCUUCAAGGCAGGCACAGAGCCUUCAGAUGCUAUUCGUGUGGUGAAUGCUGUACUGACACAAAUAGAUCAGAUUAAAAGGUAUCCCAAUGUAGUUAUCCUGACUACAUCAAAUAUUACGGAGAAAAUUGACAUGGCCUUUGUAGACAGGGCUGACAUAAAGCAAUACAUUGGACCUCCAUCCACUGCAGCAAUAUUUAGAAUAUAUCUUUCUUGCUUGGAAGAACUAAUGAAGUGUCAAAUAAUAUAUCCUCGACAACAGCUCCUGACACUCAGAGAGCUAGAGAUGAUAGGCUUCAUAGAAAAUAAUGUGUCAAGAUUAAGCCUUGUACUAAAAGAAAUCUCAAGAAGAAGUGAAGGUCUUAGUGGCCGGGUCCUGAGAAAACUUCCUUUCCUAGCACAUGCACUUUAUAUUCAAUCCCCCAGUGUUACAAUGACAACGUUUCUUCAGGCUCUUUCACUUGCAGUAGAUAAACAAUUUGAAGAAAGAAAGAAACUUGCAGACUGUGUGUGA
This is a messenger RNA of Pygoscelis adeliae (Adelie penguin), 1296 nucleotides long. RefSeq names its product thyroid hormone receptor interactor 13 (gene TRIP13). The transcript has 13 exons. The record is from RefSeq and is a predicted model, not a curated record. Gene Ontology annotation, biological process: reciprocal meiotic recombination; meiotic recombination checkpoint signaling. Gene Ontology annotation, molecular function: ATP hydrolysis activity; ATP binding. Gene Ontology annotation, cellular component: chromosome; nucleus. Lineage: Eukaryota; Metazoa; Chordata; Aves; Sphenisciformes; Spheniscidae. Bases 1 to 1296 code for a protein of 431 amino acids.